UGAUAGGGCAGCCCUCGGGGCCGAUGAUGACCAAGCCCUCGAGGACAGGAUCCUCCCGUCUUCCCUCACGACCUGCAUUGCCCUCGGAGAGCAGGCCCGACGGCUGGAGGAAUGGCGUCUCCACAAAGCUGGGCAAGACACAAAGAUGAAGGAGCUCAUUCUCAAGGACUCCAAGGCCACGAAGCUGAUGGCCCAGCUUGAAGAGGACCUCCAGCUUGCGAGAGCGGAGGCUGGAAAGCUUAGAGAGGAGAAAGCCAAAGCUGAGGAGGCUGCUGCGGAGGCUGCAAAGAAAGCCGCCGAGGAGGCCGAGGCCGUCAGAGCGAAGGCUGUCAUCACAGCCCGGGAGGAGGCCAUCUCCGGGUUCCUGGAUGGGGGGUGGAAGGCCGAGGGACACAAGGAGUGGCUGUCCUCGGUUGUGGAGGCCCCAGUCGAUGAGUGGUGCGAGGGCCCGGGCGAGGAAUGGAUGGCCCGAAAGGGCAAACAAUAUUAUGAUGGGGGUGAAUUUUUCACCCAAGCCCUCAUCUACCGGAG
This is a messenger RNA of Cuscuta europaea, 531 nucleotides long. The record is from the annotation of a GenBank genome assembly. Lineage: Eukaryota; Viridiplantae; Streptophyta; Magnoliopsida; Solanales; Convolvulaceae.